Molecule: messenger RNA, 1918 nt
Organism: Arachis duranensis
Lineage: Eukaryota; Viridiplantae; Streptophyta; Magnoliopsida; Fabales; Fabaceae
Exons: 5
Coding region: 375-1193 (272 amino acids)
Molecular function (GO): RNA binding
Source: RefSeq, a predicted model, not a curated record
UUUUUAUUUAAUAUCAACGCUUUGUUACUAUUCAUUAUUAAGUUUCUUGUUAAGGGAAUCUUUGUUGUGGAAUCUGAGGAAACAUUGAGUAUGAAAAUCGAGUAGUGUCUUUUCUUUUCCUCGCUAGAAUGAACGAGAAUCACUAAGAGUAAGAAGAAGAAGAAGAUUGCACAGCACAUGUUUGAUGGAAAGAUUUGUUUCCCUUCGUUGGUUGAUUUGAUAUCAUUGAAUUUGUUUCGCUGUUUAUACUUUACAACCAACCAAACGGCUAUUCUGACUUUUUCAUCAUUUUUCCAGUCUGGGUUUUUUUUUUUUUCUGGGAAUCCUAAGUGUUGUUUAGUACUUGAGGUGAUUUUGUGAAGUGAAUUCAUCACAUGUCACGGCCGAGGCAGAACAAGAUGUUGAUGAAUCCAAACACUGCCAAACAUGUAAUUGGUGACACAACCUAUACCAAGAUCUUUGUUGGAGGCUUAGCUUGGGAAACAAAAAGAGACACUCUGAAACGUUAUUUUGAUCAGUUUGGAGAGAUCUUAGAAGCUGUUGUCAUCACUGACAGAAACUCUGGAAGAUCAAAAGGAUACGGCUUUGUAACAUUCAAGGACCCAAAUUCUGCAAUAAGGGCUUGUCAGAAUCCAUAUCCUGUGAUAGAUGGAAGGAGGGCUAAUUGUAAUCUUGCAUCUCUUGGUGCACAAAAAAUUGAUCCAUCAUCUAUGACAGCUACUAGACAAAAAUUCAGUAGCCCUUCUUGGAAUACAGCACCAAUUCCAGUUCAUCAAGGAACCUCCACUUAUUAUAAUCAGCAUAUUCCACAGUAUACAUUUCCUUAUCCACCCUACAGGUAUCCAGGUUACCCACCCCAACAGGAAGUAUAUGAAAUGCAGAAUUACUAUAAUGCAUAUGGUGGACAACACUUUCCAUUUCGUUGGUUACCAGCAUAUUACCAACCAAUUUAUGGGCUAAGUAGGCAUCAAUUUGUUCCAACAACAGCUUAUGUGAAAAAGACACAAUUCCCUGAUAUGUCACCUCAGGAGUUCACACCUACUGUUGCUUCAUCAGAACCUAUUUCAGCUUCUUCAUCAAUUUCUACCACUGGUUUAGUAUCCAACUGUGCCAUAAUUCUGUUUUAUUGCACAAACCUAUAUACGUUGCACAAAUACUUCAAUAAUUUUAGUCACAUAUAUAUGCGGCAUUAGCUACUACUUUAAACUUCUUUAAUUUCUUGAAGGUUACGGGUUCAAGCGGUAAAAACAACCACUGAUAUAAUUGUCAGGUUAGGCUACGGAUAUUACACCCUUUAGGUGCAGCCUUUUCCCAAACCCUGCGUUAACGCAAGAUGCUUCUGCAUUGGGCUACCCUUAUAUUUGCAUAUAUUACCGCAUUAUGUUUAAUUUAAUAGUAGUUGUAUUUGUGCAAAACAUAGGUACAAACAAAUUUUCCAAAAUUUGACUAGAUUCUAAGUUGAUUGUGCACACUGAAUUUUGAAGCAGGAUUAAUAACAGGAACUGUAGAUGCAGGAGGAGGAGGAGGAGUACUAGGAUCACAACAAGAACAGAAAUCAUCAUCUUCAGGUUAAGUUUUCAUGAUGAGAUUCUAUGAACUGACCAGAACCAAAAAGCAAAACGACACUGCUCAAUAAACCAGAAAGCUGCAAAGACAUCACAUGACCAAUGAAGGAGGGUGGUUUAACCAAAAAAGAUGCCAUAACAAGCAAAAUAACGUUCUGAGAUAAUUUUUCAUCCAUGGAACAGGUGAUCUUAGAGGCCAGUUACUGAUGAAAUUAUGAAAUCAUGGAUUUGUUUUAAUGUCUUUAAUUUUUUUUAACUUUGAUAAUUAUGAUGCACAGUAUUCAUUCAUCAGCAUUUGUCCUUUUUCCAAUUUUCGUUUUUUUUUCCAACAUGGGAAUCCUGCUAGGCAUUAA